This is a messenger RNA of Clarias gariepinus (North African catfish), 849 nucleotides long. It is a transcript of the gene tmie, whose product is annotated as transmembrane inner ear. NCBI's taxonomy places the organism in Eukaryota, Metazoa, Chordata, Actinopteri, Siluriformes, Clariidae. The record is from RefSeq and is a predicted model, not a curated record. The coding region runs from base 1 to 849 and encodes 282 amino acids. The transcript has 5 exons.
AUGCCGCUGGCUGUGGGACUCGAGGCUCUCUUCUGUGUGAAAGGACAGAGCAAAGAGGAAAAGAAAGGUGGCGAAGGAAGAAGAGGACAGGACGAGGGGAGGAAAAGAAGAAAAGAGUAUAAAGGAAGGGUGGCACUUUCACCCGGUCCGGCUAUCAAUCUGCCUGCUGCUGCAGAGGGAGAGAGAGGGAGAGGUGGAACAAGUGGAGAGAAAGAGAGAGAGAGAAUAGCCAUGGACUGGCCUACGCAUCCUCCUCCGGCGCUGGUUCCGGCUCUGGUGAGCGCUGGAGCGGUUCUGGUUUCCCAUUAUGUCUUCAACGCUGCUGCCCAGAUCCCAGAUCCAGCGCUUUUGCCCACAGACCCCCCACCAAAGCCGGACCCCAUCACCUCGGAGACAGUUGUGUUCUGGGGGCUGCGACUCUGGCAGGUUGUGGGGAUUUUCUCCAUGUUUGUUCUGGCCAUCAUCAUCACACUGUGCUGUAUCUUUAAAUGUCGAGUUCCUCGCACCAAGAAGGAGAUCGAGGCUCGUCACGCGCAGAGACUGGCGGCUAAGACCUACGCUAACACCCUGGAGACUGUUCCUCCACUCAACGAGCUCACUGAGAUACCAGGAGCGGCGAAGGUGGAGGUGAACACGGUGUCGGAGAAAGUGGACGGAGAGAAAGAGAAGAAAGAGAAGAAGGACAAGGAAGGGAAAAAGGGAGCAAAGGAGGGCAAAGGAGAGGAGAAGAAGGAGAAUGAGAAAGAGGGAAAGAAGCCAGGGAAGGAGGGUAAGGGAGAGGAGAAGAAAGGCGAAUCAGAGGAGAAGAAGAGUGAAAAAGGGGGCGGGGCCAAAAAAUCAAAGAAGUGA